Paramecium pentaurelia is the source of this 1139-nucleotide messenger RNA. NCBI's taxonomy places the organism in Eukaryota, Ciliophora, Oligohymenophorea, Peniculida, Parameciidae. The record is from the annotation of a GenBank genome assembly.
AAUGCAUUUCAAUAAUCACAAUAGCAAGACAUCUGAUGCAGAAAGUGAGAUCUAAAAAUGGAAAGAUAGAGCAUUGAAAUUAGAAAGUGGAUUUAAAGUAAAAAAUAUAUUUGAUUUAGGAAUUACAAUAAUUAAUGGAGGAAACAGAUGAUAUGAGGAAUAAUUUAGAGAAAAAGAUAAUGGAAAAUUAAUAGUUAGUGAUUGAGAAUAGUAGAUUGAAAGAAAGAUUGCAAAAUAUUGAUGUUUCUGAUAAAGUAUUCUCGAAUAAGUUAUUUGAUGAUCAUGAUAUAAAAGAAAAAGAAUUCAUAAUUUAGAAAUUAGAGUAGGAGAUAAUUGAUAAAGAUAAUCAAAUUUUAAAAUUUAAAAGAGAAAUAGAAUCAAUAAAUGUAUAUGAAAUUUAAAUAUUUAGAGAAGAUCAAAGUUAAAGGAAGAGGAAUUACAUAGACAAUAUUAAGCUAAGUUAGAAGAUUUAUAAAUAUUAUAUAAGAAUGAUACAAGUGAUAGCUAAUAAUAGAAAUUUCUAAUGACUAAGAAAAUGUCUGAAAUGGAAUAAGUAUUUGAAAUUUUAAUUUCUUUUUAGAUUUUAAGUUUCAGGACAGAAGAAAAUUAAUUAUUAAUUAAUGAAUUAAAUCUAAAAAAUGAAUAAAUAGUUGAAUUGAAUAAUCAUAAUAAAUUGAUUGUUGAACUAAAAAAUAAAGAAUUUAAAGAUUCAUAAAUAUAAUAUCAAUUAUAAACUUAACAGCAUAUAAAAUAGAUGGAAGAAUCUAUUAUAUAAUAUAAAAAAAGUUAAGAUUCAAAUUUAAGUGAAAUUGAAUAAUUAUUAUAAUUUAAGUAAUAAAUGACACUUAAAAUAAAUGAUGUAUAAUAUUUAUAUAUAUUCUUUUUAGCUUUCAUCAACUAAUUAACAUUUAUUAAUUGAAAAUGAGAGUUUGAAAUCAACACUAUUGUUAUUUCAGAAAUAGAAAGAUUAAGAUGAUUAUAUGUAUGAAGAUUAAAAAAAGAAAGAAUCAUUACAUAUAAAGAGAUACUAUGAAACAUUAUUAGAAUAAGUAGAAAAAGAAAAUAGAAGUUUAAGAUUACUAUUAGAAUAAAAAAGUAGAGAAUUGGAUGAUUUAUGGAAUUAAAGUAAAAGAUAUUGA